Molecule: messenger RNA, 1938 nt
Organism: Malassezia globosa CBS 7966
Lineage: Eukaryota; Fungi; Basidiomycota; Malasseziomycetes; Malasseziales; Malasseziaceae
Exons: 1
Coding region: 1-1938 (645 amino acids)
Biological process (GO): mitochondrion inheritance
Cellular component (GO): mitochondrial inner membrane
Source: RefSeq, a predicted model, not a curated record
AUGGCCAAGAGUUUUUGGACGCGCAUGCGGAUUCAUUUCAAGUGGAUUACGAUCCGAGGCUUUCGUCGGUUUAACAUCGACGAUUUCAGUGCCUUUUUCACACUUGGCGGUCUGGGAACAGCCAUCUGGGUCAUUGUUGGAACGACUACAUUUGUUUCGGUCAUAUUUGCGGCACUCAGUUUGUUGAACAUGCAAGAAUGGAUCGCCUUGCAACUUGCUAAGAUUCUUUCGAAACAGCUGGGCUUUACGAUCGUGUUUGGCAGUGCUAUUGUACCGAAGUGGAAAGAAGGACGUAUUAGUUUUAAAGACGUCGUUAUAACGCGUCGUGCAGAGCCAACAGAUCCCGAGACUCUGCACAAGGAGCACAAGGCUGAAGAUGGCCACUUGAUGAAGGGCACGUCAUCUACUCCUGCAAUGCAGCUUGGUGAUGCGCCGUCGAUUCCAGCGUAUGAUACAAGUGAUCACAUUGUCUCACCGCUCCAUCAACAAGAAUCGCCGUCAUCUGAGCCAAAACAGGAUCCUCACAAGAACUUCUCCAUGUUCGAACUGCAUAUCGACUCGAUCGAUGUGCAACUGAGUCUGUCUCGCUGGCUCGAUGGCCGUGGAUUUCUGCACAAGAUGGACGUGCGUGGCAUUCGAGGCGUUAUUGAUCGGCGUCAUGUGUUUUGGGAUGCCAAUCGGCCGUACAAUCCACGCGAAGCACGUCGUAAGGCCAAGCCAAACGACAUUGAUCUUGAAUCGUUUACCGUUGAAGACUUCCUUGUCACGCUGUACCAGCCGGGCGAUUUCCGGCCUUUCAAUGUGAGCAUUUUCGAUGCGCGCAUCCCGCGGCUCCGUGCGCAAUGGCUUUUCUAUGAUUUGCUCAAUGCCGACUCGAUGACAGGCCAAGUCGAUGGCUGUUUGUUUAGCCUGCACAAGCCUCAAAGCGUGCACCAUACGACUAGGAGUAUCUACAGCAAAAUGGGCAGCCACAGUGCACCCUACAUUCAGAACUGGUCGCGUUUACGUGUGGACGGUGUAAAUAUCGAUCAUGUGCAGAAAAUGGCUGGCCUGUCUGGACCGCUCAUGUGGAUCUACUCUGGGCGUUUCGAUCUUGUUGCUGAUAUCAAGUUCCCCAAGCAAUACGGUGAAGAUGUGGACAUCAAUACCAUCAUCUCCGAAAUCCGCGACAAUUUGAAUGCUACUUUCUCGGGCGAGCGCGUAAGCUCCGCCAGCAGUGAUGAUGUGUUGAUUCCUGGUCAGCCUGAGCUAAGCGGCCCUGCCAUUCUCGCGCCUGUGACAGCUGUCGGUCCAGCUGCUGAGCGUGCUCGACAGCAGCGGGCUGUCCAUGAUGCAGUUAAGUUGGAGGAAAAGCGGCGUGAGCUGCGAAGAACGAAGCUUCUUCCCAAUGGGCUACCACGAGCCGAUCAAGAUCAAGUCGGGAAGUCAUCCACAUCUCUGGAUGAAGCGGCUGCGGAAGCAGCCUCUCCCUCUUCUGUUCCAACGACUUCUGUUUCUGAUGCCGAUGCUGAUGACGAAACAUCAGAUAUCCGUCCGUCGGUCGUGAUUGAGUUGGAUGUACGAUUCAAGGACAUCAAGGCAUCCAUGCCGAUCUUCACGCGAGAGUUGAGUUACUCGACGUAUGCACUGGCACGUCCUAUUGUGGCAUUUAUGAAUGCAAACAAGACACUUAUCCCUGUGGAUUGUCGUAUCAUUAUGGACCUAAGUGAAUUCGAUGGUUCGCUGGACCUCUCACAGACGGGUUUGCCGCCUCUUGUCUCUGAGAAGAUCUGGGAAGCUCUUGCGAAUCAUGUGGCAUCUCAGCAAGCGAAUCACCAACGUGUGCGCAACGUAAGUCUGUGGUCGCUGCACAUUUUGUCUCAAGGACUAUUGCGACUGGCGCGUCAUUGGCGUGACAUAUUAGCCAGAGUGACGCCACCUGAAGUGCCUGCCACGUAA